Molecule: messenger RNA, 3998 nt
Organism: Epinephelus fuscoguttatus (brown-marbled grouper)
Lineage: Eukaryota; Metazoa; Chordata; Actinopteri; Perciformes; Serranidae
Product: kelch domain-containing protein 10-like
Exons: 10
Coding region: 180-1433 (417 amino acids)
Biological process (GO): positive regulation of stress-activated MAPK cascade
Molecular function (GO): protein binding
Source: RefSeq, a predicted model, not a curated record
AGGCCAGCUGGCUGUGACGUCGCAGGCAGCAGCAGGUGUGGACGGUUGGCUUAUUUCUUUAUUUUGGUGUGACUGCUGCAGCUCGCGGGCUCAUGCCACUCCGUGUGGUUGAACUGCAGCGGGUUUCGGUCCAGGUCCAGGUCCGGGUGUGAACCCUGUCUGUGCGGCUCCCUCUCGAGAUGUCGUCGGCCGAACAUGACGGAACCUUCAGCCAGCUCAAUAAGUUUGAGAAGCUGUCGUGGAGGCCCUCGAUCCGCGACUCAGGCUCCAAGAAGCGGGCACGGUGGCUUCAGGCUCGGCGCAUCUUCUCCCCUUCCUGCCCCAACCUGCGGAUCCCCAACAGGUUUCUGAGAGAAGGACACUGUGUACCUCCUGCCCGUAGUGGCCACCGCUGUGUUGCAGACAGCACCAACCUGUACGUGUUUGGAGGCUAUAACCCAGACUUUGAGGAGGCAGGCGGGUCAGAGAAUGAAGACUACCCUCUCUUCAGGGAGCUUUGGCGGUUUCAUUUUGCUACAGCCACCUGGCAGCAGGUUCGCACAGAGGGUUACAUGCCCACAGAGCUGGCCUCCAUGUCAGCUGUCUUACAUGGCAACAACCUGCUUGUAUUUGGUGGCACUGGGAUUCCAUUUGGUGAAAACAACGGCAAUGACGUUCAUGUUUGUAACGUUCAGUACAAACGAUGGAACCUGCUCAACUGUAGAGGGAAGAAACCCAACAAGAUCUACGGACAGGCGAUGGUCAUCAUAAAUGGCUACCUCUAUGUGUUUGGCGGGACAACAGGCUACCUUUACAGCACCGACCUGCACAGGCUGGACCUGACCACAAGAGAGUGGACCCACCUCAAACCCAGCAACGCACCCUCAGAUCUACCCGAGGAGAGGUACAGACAUGAACUAGCUCACGAUGGACAGAGAAUAUACAUUUUAGGAGGUGGGACCUCCUGGACGUCAUAUCCUCUGGACAAGAUCCACGCAUAUAACUUGGAGACAAAUUACUGGGAAGAAAUAGUCACCAAACCCCAUGAAAAAAUAGGAUAUCCUGCUGCCCGCCGUUGUCACAGCUGUGUGCAGGUCAAGGAUGAGGUGUUUAUAUGCGGGGGAUAUAACGGAGAGACGAUCCUAUCUGACCUGUGGAAGAUCAACUUGCAGACUUCCCAGUGGACCAAACUUCCUGCCGCCAUGCCAGAACCAGCUUACUUUCACUGUGCAGCAGUUACUCCGGCUGGCUGCAUGUACGUCCACGGCGGUGUCGUCAACAUGUCCGGGAACAGACGGACUGGCUCUUUGUACAAAGUGUGGUUGGUGGUGCCCAGCCUGCUGGAACUGACCUGGGAGAAACUGCUGAAAACGUUCCCUCACUUAGCCCAGCUGUCCACCCUUCAGCUGCUCAGCCUAGGACUGACACACACACUAAUUCAGCGUCUCAAAUAGACGCAGCACAGAGACUGAAGGAAGCGGUGUGUGAUGGAACAGCACUGACUCUCAAAUAACUGAUGACUUGGCAAACGAGUUCUCAAAAUGACAAAAAAGUCUGAUGUCAAACGAUUAUGAAAAACUUUGAAUGCCUUUUAACUUUAGUUUUAUGUAAAUGUGCGUGCUUUUUUUUAAAGGGAUACUUCACCACAAAAUGACCAUUUGUGUAUCAGUUACUCACAGCGUGUGUUGAAUUUGUGGAGGAAACUUUGUGUUUCUCGCAUGCCUCCACGGUGAACGGAGAAUCCAAAAAAGACGGUGGUGAGUGACUGAUGCACAGCUGGCCAUUUUGCCUGUGAUGUAUUCUUUUAAAAAAAAAAUGUUUUGAGUUUGCAUGUAUCCAUCAGAAACCAUGCAUCAGUGCGGACACCAAAAUCACUUUUACUUGUGCUUUGCUCUCAUCAUUUUGGGGCCAAUAUGUAGAACAUUCCCUAGUUUUUUGUUUUUUUUAACUACACAUCACGGUCACGGAAACUUGUGGCGCAUGAGCAGGAAUAGUUAGACAUUCCAAAGACCUUAAAAAAGGCUAAUUGAAUGUUGCUUCAGCUAGUGUAAUUUUAGAUUCAAUUCAGAGACUGAGAUGAGCUUGUUUCAGGCCCACUGUGAAGUAGGUUAGAUUAAAAAUGAUCAUCAAACUAUGCUGAUAUAAACUCAAUAGGGAAUUGCGCCAAUUCUCUCCUAAAUCCAAGAAGUUUAAGUGCUAAAACUCAAACUUCAGAGGGUGUGAAGUGUGGAGCUGCUCCAUUGACAAUGAAUUGGGAAAUAUGUUCUAGAUGACACUUGAGAAUAGCGGGGGAAAUGUUCUGAGUAUAUGGGUACAUUUUCUGUUUCAGAAUUGAGAACACUACAAUAGAUUAAAGCUUGUUUGGCUAUAAAAAAGUAAACACACAUAAUGUGAGUCCUCAAAAUCAGGCUCCCAUUCAUUGUCUAUGGAGUAGCUCCAGACCUAAUACCCUAUGACAUCAUACGUUUGAGACUUCUGUGGUUUGUGCUUUGAGAGAGAGCAGCUCAUGUCCACAAAUAUUGAUCAAACUUUCCAAGGCCAUGGAAAUAACAUAUCGGAAUUCUGAAUUUAGGUGGUGUCCCCCUUUAAAUUUCCAUCUAGUUAGUCAGAAAUCAGACAGAUACUCUGAGUAGAGGCACUGCUGACAAAGCAUGGACACAUUGAAACUGUGAUACUUCUUAAAAGUCAAAUUAGGUCAGACAUUUAAAGCAUGUUUUAGUCUUAGGGGCUUUCUGAUGCAUGCUGAUGUUGAGCUGUGAUCAUAGUCAUAUUCAAAAUGUUUGCCUCAGUGGUCACAUUAGCGCCUGAUGAAAACCCAAAGCUUCUUUAAAACACCUGUGACAUGAUGGCAUCACUGUGACUCUUCUAGUGCCUCUUCCUCCAUUCUUCCUCCUCUAGAAGAAACAAGUAAUUUAGAAAUGAAUUUUUACACCUGUAGCUUCACAGUGAUUCUUCAGCCUUUCUUUCCUACAUUUGGUGCCUUCUGAAUUUCCAAAAUGUCACUCGUUACUUUUGCAUGUCUGUAUAUCAGUCUUUUUUUUUUUUUAAGAUUUUAUUUCCGCACAUGAUUUAACAGAAGUCGCUGCUUGCAGCUAAAGAUUUUUCAGACAUUUUUUACCUAUUUAUUUUCAUCACUGUGCUGCUGUUUUAUUUUAUUACAGAACUUUGAAGUGUAGCAGAAGGUGUAGCUACGUUUCUCUUUCACCUGAUGUCAUUUUACCCCAUUUUAACCUUUUAUACUUUAACGUAGGCUGUAUUGUUAUUUUUACUUUUUUUCCCCACAGGACAUUGUGCUGUAAUGCUGUGGUACUUUAAAAACAAGUGGCAUGGGGCUUUUUAAACUAGUGGCAAGGUAGAGUAUGUAAGGCGUACUCAGGAUGUGUUAAUACUGUGAUCACACUCAGUCUGUAGAGCUACGCAAACACUGACCAGGAUGUCAACAGGCUCGCUCAUUUUUCUGAGGAAUGACGACAUGACUUUGAUGAAUUUUGCGGUUACUGUGGACUGUAAAUCUUAAAUACUGUAGUAACACUCCCAGCUGCUUGUGUUGAGUCACAUUUGCCUCCUUUCUCACCUGUUUUGUCAAACUUUACCUUGAAUUUGAAUAUUAGCAUUUUAAUUCACACAUGACUAUCGGUAUAAUACUAAGCUGACUCAUCUAUUAUAUUAUAAUGCCCGAUGUUCACAUUCAAAACUCCACCUCAGUUACUUUGUGUUAUGUUUGACAUGUUAUGGCCUUAUUUAUAUCUUACCAUGAAGCAACAGCUUCACUAUAUGCUCGGACUUGGUAAAUGUACUGCCUUGCUUAAACUGAGAUGUUUAUAUUUGCAUCAUUUUUGAUGUUAAUGAAAGUAAAAAGAUCUCUUUUGCAUGUCGGUACGGUGUGCAUGCCACUUUACAUGAACUCUCGGGAGGAAAGGUGAAUGUCUCCUCAAAAGCAAUUAUGGCUGUACUGUACAUUAUGUUUUGUAAUUCCUGUCUGUACAAACAAUAAAAACACAGCAGCCAGUUUUUCAAAA